Hyalella azteca is the source of this 1146-nucleotide messenger RNA. Its product is annotated as E3 ubiquitin-protein ligase UBR3. Gene Ontology annotation, biological process: ubiquitin-dependent protein catabolic process via the N-end rule pathway; protein ubiquitination. Gene Ontology annotation, cellular component: ubiquitin ligase complex; cytoplasm. Gene Ontology annotation, molecular function: ubiquitin protein ligase activity. NCBI's taxonomy places the organism in Eukaryota, Metazoa, Arthropoda, Malacostraca, Amphipoda, Hyalellidae. The record is from RefSeq and is a predicted model, not a curated record.
GGGGUCGGACCCCCCUCUCCCUCCCCGUUAUGGGGUCUGAAUUAGUAGCCUACCACAGAGACCCCUCCGUCCCAGACACCCCCCUCACCCCCCUCACCCCCAUAGAGGGUGGGGGGUCACACCCCCUGGGGGUGCCGCUCCCCGCUCCCCCGCCCCAGCUGGCUCUCACGUCAUCAGCGGACCCCACGCAACCCCAGACGCCCCCUGGGGGAGAUAGAGAGAUGGUCCCCGUGGGGGAUAGCACCUACGUGGUGCCCUCCUCCACCCUCUCCCCUGCCACUCAUCCCCACGACGACUUCAUCUUCCUAUGGCAAGUUGUAAGCGUUAUCACCUGGGUUAUCGUGCAGCUCGCGAUAGCGAUACCAGCAACAGUGACAGCAGGAGGCGUGUGUCGUAACGGCAGCUACAGGCCCAAGACGCGCGUCUGGAAGCUUUAUUACGACCCCAUCCACGUCCUGCUCAGGAGCUCUCAACGCAGCGAUUUCCAGAACGCUGAACACCGCUACCAUCAGAGUGAGCUUUAUUACGACCCCAUCCACNUGUGCCUAGUGGCCGCCAUACGCACGCACCUGGACCGGGACGUGUGUCGGCUGGUGAAGAGAGAGCUCGCCACCAGACUGUGCAUGGCUGACCGCUCCUACUCGACGCUGGUAGACCUGCUGCCGGAGAAGCUUAUGAAGGCCUCGUGCAAGGACCUGCCGCUACGCAAGCUCAUCAAGAAGCUUGCGAUAGCGAUACCAGCAACAGUGACAGCAGGAGGCGUGUGUCGUAACGGCAGCUACAGGCCCAAGACACGCGUCUGGAAGCUUUAUUACGACCCCAUCCACGUCCUGCUCAGGAGCUCUCAACGCAGCGAUUUCCAGAACGCUGAGCACCGCUACCAUCAGUAUUUGCUAAGCAAGAAGAAGGUCUCAUCAGCAUCAGACCUGCAGCAUCUGUGGCCGGCGUUUGUGCUGCCGCGAGCCCUAGACCCUGACAUGGCAGACCCCAGGGUCUUCCUCAUCAACAAGACCCUACACGCCGUGUUCUUCGUCUACCUCUACAAGGCCCUCUACCAGCCCUACUUCAACCCUAACAUCCUGCCCUACCUCAUCUACCUCAUGGAGAUGACGCUCGAGUACCAUGUCAGCCGUCAGGACCAGCCUG